GAAGACCUCCGCGUGGAUGGCCGUGGAUGUGAGGACUACCGAUGUGUCGAAGUGGAAACCGACGUGGUGUCCAACACCAGUGGGUCUGCCAGGGUCAAGCUGGGUCACACGGACAUCCUGGUGGGAGUGAAAGCAGAGAUGGGGACGCCGAAGCUGGAGAAGCCAAAUGAAGGUUACUUGGAGUUCUUUGUUGACUGCUCAGCCAAUGCUACCCCUGAAUUUGAAGGUCGAGGAGGUGAUGAACUUGGCACAGAGAUUGCUAACACCCUCUACCGGAUAUUCAGCAACAAGAGCAGCGUGGACCUGAAGUCCCUCUGCAUUAGUCCUCGGGAGCACUGCUGGGUCCUCUAUGUGGACGUGCUGCUGCUGGAAUGUGGUGGAAAUUUGUUUGAUGCCAUCUCCAUUGCUGUACAAUACAAGGAUUUUAAUUGUGCUUCUGCUUCCAGGAUACCAAGAGUUCGUGUCCUGGAGGAUGAAGAGGGGUCGAAGGACAUUGAACUGUCUGAUGACCCUUAUGACUGCAUCCGGCUAAGUGUGGAGAACGUCCCCUGCAUCGUCACCCUGUGCAAAAUUGGCUGUCGGCACGUGGUGGACGCGACUCUGCAGGAGGAGGCCUGCUCCUUGGCCAGCGUGCUGGUGUCCGUGACCAGCCAGGGCGUCGUGACGUGUAUGAGGAAAGUGGGGAAGGGCAGCCUGGACCCAGAGAGCAUCUUCGAGAUGAUGGAGACCAGCAAGCGCGUGGGCAAGGUGCUGCACACCUCGCUGCACAGCAUCCUGCACAAGGAGGAGAGCCUGGGGCCCAAGAGACAGAAGGUUGGAUUCCUGGGGUGAGCUGCACAUCAGCCCCCACUCCGGAGCUGGUUUCCACUUUUUUUGUUUAAGCCGAAGUUUGUAUAUAUUUUUUCUAAUUAUGAAUUUAAAGCAACAUUUGUACGUGUAAAAUUAAAGUUUAUUUUCUGGUC
Messenger RNA from Myotis lucifugus (little brown bat), 962 nucleotides. RefSeq names its product exosome complex exonuclease RRP42. Gene Ontology annotation, biological process: U1 snRNA 3'-end processing; nuclear polyadenylation-dependent mRNA catabolic process; U4 snRNA 3'-end processing. The transcript has 7 exons. NCBI's taxonomy places the organism in Eukaryota, Metazoa, Chordata, Mammalia, Chiroptera, Vespertilionidae. The annotation marks the transcript as partial. Gene Ontology annotation, cellular component: nuclear exosome (RNase complex); cytoplasmic exosome (RNase complex). The record is from RefSeq and is a predicted model, not a curated record.